AUGCCAGCCCACAACAAGAUGCCAGAGUCCGCUACUGUGCGUGAGUUCAACAACAUCCCUGCCCGGACACGAGAGCAGCGUGAAGCUGUUUGUGACAAGGAACAACGAGAGAAGGAGCGACUGCGUGCGCGUAAAGAAGGUUUUGUACGCGUCGACACGUCUGUUGCUGGCAGCGCCAUGCUGGUGUACACACCUCAGAGUCAGGGGUUCAUGAGCGAUGCCGACCGCUUCCAUUCAGACACGGCAGGUGAGGAACGAGCUGCGAGAGAGGGGGCUCGAGCUCGGGCUCGAGUGCAACAGGAGCGACGUCGUCGUGAGGCUGUGAACCGAGAUGUGCGACGUUGGGAUGCCAUGGAUGCUGCCGCUGCAGAGGAGAAACGUCGUGUAGACGCCCUACGUGCGUCGGGCUCCAAAGCUCGACGCAACAAAUGUGGCGAGCCAUUCAAUCCCAUCACACUGAAAUACAACGACGGGAAAGAUGGCGAGCGACUGCAGGCGGCCGAUGCUGCGAUCAAACAGCGCGCCAUGUUACGAGCGCAGAAUCUGCAGUACCACAACUCGCGUGAAGGGAUCAACCCCAUUACAGGCGAGUCAGUACGUCGUAUCCAAACGAGGGACUUGCUGCCACCUCCACAGUAGAUAAUCAACGAGAACUACCAUAGUUUGAAAAGUAAAAGCUUUGAAACAAGUAGGACAGACAGCGCUAGUGUUAUUGCAACAAUACGAUCUAAAAAGUAUCUUCGGGGCGGCUAUGAUAGUCGUUUUAACGAGGACACGUCGGG
This is a messenger RNA of Phytophthora nicotianae INRA-310, 782 nucleotides long. RefSeq lists its product as hypothetical. The transcript has a single exon. The record is from RefSeq and is a predicted model, not a curated record. NCBI's taxonomy places the organism in Eukaryota, Oomycota, Peronosporomycetes, Peronosporales, Peronosporaceae. The coding region runs from base 1 to 639 and encodes 212 amino acids.